AUGGUCUCCUUCGAGGUCCUUUCUCUGUUCGUAUGCAUGCCAUUAGAUGUAGCACGGCCAUGCACAGACAAAGUCCUAACAUCCAAUGACACGGAGAUUCCCACAGUUGUCCUUCUUAAACACAUUGAGCCUUACCAAUGGAAUAAAAUAUGCGAGUUCCAGGAAGCAGUUCAGAAGAAGAAGAAGAAGAAGAAGAAGAAGAAGCGAUCACUGGAACAAGAGGUUUAUUGUUCUAACGUUUCGGAUUCCGUUGGAAAUCCUUAA
Molecule: messenger RNA, 264 nt
Organism: Dibothriocephalus latus
Lineage: Eukaryota; Metazoa; Platyhelminthes; Cestoda; Diphyllobothriidea; Diphyllobothriidae
Source: the annotation of a GenBank genome assembly